AAAAAGCACACACCAAGUGACACACCAAUCGAAUCCGCUGUUAUUGUGGCUAAUUGCUUCGGACCAAUCACAUUGAUGCUACUUUUAAACUAAUGCAUACACAUGGCAUACUGUCAACAUUGAGUACAUAUGGAGUGUAUCGAUUUAGUUCCAACAUUUCUUACUAUUACAUCAUAUUUCUACCCUGUUGAGGAAAACGAAAGUAGCUUUCGAUAUCUAUUGCCUUUUUAUUGGUAUUGCAUUCAUUAGAACAAAACUUAAACAAAAAAAUGGCAGAUGCGACUCCAAACAGUGAAAUGUCAAAUUUGACAGUUGAAACGAACCCUGGUGAAGAUUUUGUGGAUCCAUGGAAUGUGCACAGUAGCUCAGCCACUGGUGUCGACUAUGAUAAAUUGAUAAAGCGAUUUGGCAGUCAAAAAGUGGAUGAGGCCUUGGUUCAGAGGAUUGAGAAAGUCACUGGGAAACCUGCCCAUCAUCUCCUCAGAAGAGGAAUCUUCUUUUCUCAGAGAGACAUGACAAUGAUACUGGACCUCUAUGAGAAGCAGCAGCCAUUCUUCCUGUACACGGGCAGGGGACCCUCCUCUGAGGCCAUGCAUCUUGGUCACCUCAUACCCUUCAUAUUCACCAAGUGGCUUCAAGAAACUUUUGAUGUCCCAUUGGUGGUUCAGUUAACAGAUGAUGAAAAAUUCCUGUGGAAAGACUUGAGUAUAGAGGAAACAAACCGGCUUGCUCAUGAAAAUGCCAAGGAUAUCAUAGCUCUUGGAUUUGAUGUCAACAAAACUUUUAUAUUCAGUGAUUAUGAGUACAUUGGGAGCUGUAAAGAGUUUUACAUGAACAUGUGCCGCAUACAGAAGCUGGUCACUUUCAACCAAGUGAAAGGCAUCUUUGGCUUUGAUGACAGCACCUGUAUCGGCAAGAUCAGCUUUCCGGCCAUUCAAGCGGCUCCCAGUUUCAGCUCCUCAUUUCCACUCAUUUUCAAUGGGAGAGCUAACGUGCAUUGCUUGAUCCCAUGUGCCAUUGAUCAGGACCCUUACUUCAGGAUGACCCGAGACGUGGCCCCCAGGCUGGGCCUGCCCAAGCCAGCUCUGCUCCAUUCCACAUUCUUCCCCGCCCUGCAGGGAGCUCAGAGCAAGAUGAGUGCCAGUGACCCAAACUCCUCCAUCUUUCUUACAGAUACUGACAAACAGAUAAAAAAUAAGGUCAACAAGUAUGCCUUCUCUGGAGGUGGAGCAACUGUUGAAGAGCACAAACAGAAGGGAGGCAACUGUGAUGUUGAUGUCUCCUAUCAGUACCUAACCUUCUUUCUGGAUGAUGAUGAGCGAUUGGCUCAAAUUAGAAAGGACUACACAAGCGGGGAGCUGUUGACGGGGUUUUUGAAGAAGGAGCUCAUUGAGAUCCUCACCAAGAUUGUAGGGGACCACCGGCAGCGCAGGGCACAAGUCACAGACGACAUUGUCAAACAAUUCAUGACUCCCAGAAAACUCAACUUCCAGUAUUGACACCUCAUAUGUUUCGAGAUAACUAAGUCAGCUGGCCUAUGCAAACAGUGCUUUUGUAUUAAGAAUUGUGUGUGUUUAAUUUUGUUUGUAUUAUGACUCAAAAUUAAGAUUGUCAGAGAAAAAUCUGGGAACAUAACCAAAUAAGUAACUUAAUGCAAGCAUAUAAGAAUGUGUUGAAGGGCAUGAAAACAUGUUUAAUUGAAGGUAAAUUAUGUCUGUUACUGAUGGACCAGCUUAGUUAUAAUUUUCAUUUGGAAAUGUUUCAUAAACUAUAUUACAAUUAGUGAAAAUAUUUGUGUUUUAGUGUUUUUAAUAGACUUUCCUCUGAAUGGUGUUGGUAUUUAAGAGCUUAAAGUUCAUGUAUUUAAUGAUGGCAAUGCAAUAAUGUUUUAAUUACAUGCUUUUUGUCCCCUACCGGUGAAACCGGAGGGAACUUAUGGUUUGCGCUCUGUCAGUCUGUCUGUCUGUCAGUCUGUCUGUCAGUCUGUCCAUCACACUUUUCUGGAUCCUGCGAUAACUUUAAAAGUUUGUCAUAUUUUUUUAUGAAACUUAAAACAUGGUUAGAUGGCAAUAUGGAGAUUAUGCACGUCAUUUCAUUUUGUUCUUACGUCAAUAAUGAUGGUUGCUAUAGCAACAAAUAUUUAUUUUUUUUUAAUUCUGACAAUGGUGGAGUUUCACUGGUAGGGGACCAUAUUGCUUGGCAAUCUCUCGUUAAAUAUUAUUUUUCUUAAUUAAUUUUUUUUUGUUUGCUUUGCAUAAUUUUUCUGUCAGUUUUGUUCUUACUUGUAUUGUUUUAACAUUUGUUACAUUCUCAAUUGAUUUAUACUAAUAUUCAUAAUAUUGUUUGAUUAUAAAGAAGCUCUAAUGUAGUUUUAACACUCGUCCUAUGAUAAUUUAAAUUGAUUUCAAACAUAGUUAUUGAAUAGUGGUUCUAGUAACUGGAAUGCUUCUGCUAGCAACUACAAGGCUACAUGUAUUCAUAGUCAUUCAACAUGACAUUUUAUUGAAUUUUGUAUUAAAAUUAAUUGUUCUUAAAUCUCUUCUUGUAAGCAAAUGGUCAGUGAUUGUAACUCAACUCUAUAGAGCUAUAGCGCUCAGCAACCCUGGCCAUGUAAACGUAUCUUUAGCUCGGCUGAUAAUUUAAGUAAAAAAACACACUAACCUAAUAUUCUCUUAAUGACAUUGUUUAAGUAUAUUAUGAUUCAAUAACAGCAUGCUAAAUGCUAAGGAAAGCUAUUUGUUUCAAACAAGCCUUACUUGCAAAACCAAUAUUGUUCAAAUAUAAGGAUAUAUCGACUGUUUUAACUCGUGAUUCAAUCUCAAGAUAAAAAAGUUUGUGUGGUCUUAGGGAUUUUGUUUGAUUGUCAUUGUGCAGUUUAAGGAGCAUAAAUUGCUUAAUCAUUUUUCUUGGCUCCACAAUAUUUUUUUCUUUUUUGUAUCAUCUUACUUGAUAUCAAUCUAAUUCUUUAUUUGAGUAUCAAUAAAAGACAUACACUUAUACACAGCUGUUAUAAUAAAAACAACUAAACUGU
This is a messenger RNA of Dreissena polymorpha, 3031 nucleotides long. RefSeq names its product tryptophan--tRNA ligase, cytoplasmic-like. The transcript has 8 exons. The coding region runs from base 270 to 1499 and encodes 409 amino acids. Gene Ontology annotation, molecular function: ATP binding; tryptophan-tRNA ligase activity. Gene Ontology annotation, biological process: tryptophanyl-tRNA aminoacylation. Lineage: Eukaryota; Metazoa; Mollusca; Bivalvia; Myida; Dreissenidae. The record is from RefSeq and is a predicted model, not a curated record. Gene Ontology annotation, cellular component: cytoplasm.